AGUCCGAGUUUAACGCGAGUGUCGCGCGAUGUGGACAACAGAGAGAAAGAGCUCACACAUCAGGUCCAUCGGGAGAUAUUGAUCCGAUCAUUAGAUUCGGUUAAGACAUUGGCACCGGUGCUCAUAUGCGCUAUGAAGAUAUCGGUCCAAUUGUUAGCACAGGGGAAGAAGACAGAAGAGGCGGCAGAAAACAGGAAUUAUUUGACUCAACGAAUGACUGAUGAGAUCAACGAAAUCGUACGCGUCUUACAACUGACCACUUAUGAUGAGGACGAGUGGGAGGCCGACAAUCUGACCGGCAUGAAGAAGGCUCAGAACGCAAUCAUUGGUUUAUUACGAACGGCUCACGACUGGCUCGAAGACCCGACCGCUGUUAUUGGAGGUGUGGGCGAGAAGUCUUUGCGUUCAAUAUUGGACUAUGCAUUAAAAGUGGCCGAACGAGCCCUCCCUCCGGACAGGGAUGCCAUCAGAAAAAUGGUGGGCGAUAUCACGGCCACCACUAAUGCCUUAUGCGAAUUGAGAUCCGAAGGCAAAGGAGGUACCCCUCAGGCGCAGUCUCUCGCCCGAGGUAUUGACCAAAAGGUGAAGGAAUUGAAUGGAUUGGUCGGACGUGCCAUACAGAACGUGGAGCGAAGUGGUGUCCAACAACCGGCGCACACCGUCUCCGGUCGAGUAGAACAGGCGCUCAAAUGGUUGGAAAAUCCCGGCUUUGACGACAAGGGAUUGGGCUCUCAAGCCAUUCAAGCGAUUGUCGACGAGGGACGCAGAUUAGCCCAAUUCUGUCUUCCCGCUCAACGCCAGGAUAUUCUCGGACUCUGUAAUGAAGUCGAGUCACUCAGUCGUCAAUUGAAUGACAUGUGCCGUAGAGGACAGGGAAAUACACCGCAAGCCCUCGCCAUCGCUAAGAAUCUGUCUCAAAAACUCCAGGAGCUUAAGAAGCAAAUUGAAAAGGCUUUAGUCACUCGAGUGGUCGAAGAUUUUAUUGAUAUAACCACUCCUUUAAAACAGUUCACAGAAGCCGUGUUGGCUCCGGAGGGCACACCUAAUAGAGAGGCUAACUUUCAGGACAAAGCCAUCAAUUUGUCAAACUUCUCACAACGAGCGGCUCAGACGGCGAGAAACGUUGCCUCUGGAAGUGCUCCCAAUAAACGACUGGCCGAAGGGCUCAUGACAUCAGCCAAUCAUAUCGAGAGUUUAACGCCUCAAUUAGUGAGCGCUGGACGGAUCAGAUUAACACAUCCCGACAACAAAGCAGCCGAUGAACACUUUGAAAAUCUUAGAAAACAAUACUCAGACACCAUUCAAAGCAUGAGGAAUAUGGUGGACGAGGCGGUCGAUACCGUUAACUUCAUUAAAGCUUCGGAGGAUUCGAUACUAAAAUACACGGCUUUGUGUGAGAAUGCAAUUGUGAAUCGACAGCAACAAAGUAUGGUCGACAACACAUCCAAUAUCGCACGUCUGGCCAAUCGGGUACUGAUGGUCGCCAAACAAGAGUCCGACAAUUCUGAAGAUCCAAAUUUCAUCAGUCGUGUCAAUAGAGCUGCAGAUGAAUUGCAAGCGACCGUUCCCGUUAUGGUACAGGACGCUAAGAAUGUGGCCAUUAAUAUAACUGAUCCCAAAGCCAUAUCUCGUUGGAGGGAUUCCAAUAGAUCUUUAAUCAAUUCUGUGGGAGAAGUGAAGAAAGCAGUUUCCAUUGAUCCCCCGGACAUGACAUCACUCUAUAUUAGCGCUCCGGAGCCAAUCAAAGAGUUGACACCCGAAGCGGAUUUCAAUGAUAUAUUUUCUUCUUUGGAUGAUUUCAUGCCUCAAACUCAGACUCGUAUUGAUAUCCAAACUCAAAGACAAGUGCCUCAAACACAGACCCAGAGACCAGUCGUUACUUUUAGUGAGAGAACAGACUAUGCACCCCCUCGUCCUCCACCACCAAUGGCCGGUUCAGCGCCACCGAGACCUCCACCGCCUGAAACUGAUGAUGAAUUUGAAAUUCAAUUCCCAGUCUUGCAACCAAACCAACCGAUUAUGAUGGCGGCGCAUGACUUGCAUCUGGAAGUGAAGCAGUGGUCGAGUAAAGAGAAUGAGAUCAUCGCUGCGGCCAAAAAGAUGGCACUUCUUAUGGCAAGACUCAGUCAGUUGUGUGGCGGAGAGGGCGGAACCAAAAAGGAUUUGAUUGCCUGCGCCAAAGCCAUUGCCGAGGCAUCUGAAGAAGUGACACGACUGGCCAAAGAUCAGGCAAAACUGUGCACUGAUAAGAGAAUGAGAACUAAUAUUCUUCAAGUUUGCGAAAGAAUUCCAACCAUUGGAACCCAAUUAAGAAUUUUAUCUACUGUUAAAGCGACCAUGUUGGGCGCUCAGGGAUCGGAAGAAGACGACGAGGCGACUGAGAUGUUGGUCGGAAACGCACAGAAUCUGAUGCAAUCUGUGAAGGAGACGGUGCGCGCGUGUGAGUCGGCCUCCAUUAAGAUUCGUACGGAUAGUGGUCUACGAGUGCGAUGGGUUCGGAAGCAACCCUGGUAUCAGUAUUGA
Medioppia subpectinata is the source of this 2523-nucleotide messenger RNA. The record is from the annotation of a GenBank genome assembly. NCBI's taxonomy places the organism in Eukaryota, Metazoa, Arthropoda, Arachnida, Sarcoptiformes, Oppiidae.